AACAUUGCCGCUUAAUUCCGGACCGCUAGAUGGGAUCAUGAUGCAUCAUGGGUGACAGUUUCUACCUGAUUGGGCUUAGCGUCGGAGUUUGGCGGUUAGGCGGAGUUCAACCCUUUGUCAGCUGGCUGACGUCUUUUUCCUUUAGGAGACUGGCAUAUAUCUCAGUUCAUGGAUGACUUCUGUUUCCUUACUUGGUCCCGUAAUUUGAGACAUCGCAUACCCACAUUGGAACCUUAACAGGAGCAAUGGAGGCUAGCGACAAUGCUCAGGAUCGCAAGGCUCGUAAGCGGGCACAGAACCGACUGAAUCAGAGGGCACGGAGGGAGCGCAUUAGGAGAGAUAAUGAAGAAAAGAAUGGCCCAGGCAAACGGCCUUAUCGAGUUGACCGCUGGAGGAUUGGUACCAGCGCAAACAACGAUGAAGAGCUCAACACUGCUUCAAACAAGGAUAUGACGCUGUCUCGAGAGGAACAUGAAAAGUUCCAAUCUCAGCGGCUUGUCACCACAAACGAGUUCGGUUCCAACACGAACGUAGUCAUAUCUAAUGACCAUCGCCUCCUUCAUCUUAUCAGCUACAAUGUAUGCCGAGGCUUCAUUACCAAUAAGAGGAUGAUGAAGCUGUUUGCACAAUUCAUCGUAGCAUUCGACUUUCCAACAUUACAACCUCAGUCAAAGACAUACUGCGGCAUUGCUGUUGUUCGACCUCUUGACCAAGACCAUCUGCCACUACCAACUCGCCUUGAACCAACCCAGCUUCAGAUGAACUCGCCACAUCCUUGCUGGAUCGAUAUCCUACCAUUCCCAGAACUUCGAGAUAACCUCAUUCAAAAGCAACUCACAUAUGAUCACGUACAGUUUCUAGAGGAUCUGAUUGGUGAUUUUGUGUAUAUCCUGUCAUCAGCGGUACCAUCGCCCGCGUGCGUCACACCACUGCCAAAGAAGCUAGAACACGAAUAUCGCCCUAAAGAAGAUGCCGGAAUGAUCCUAUGGGGCGAGCCUCAUCUAAGUGAGAGCUGGGAAGUUACUCCAAGCUUUUUAGCAAGAUGGUCGUGGUUGAUUGGAGAGUGCAAGGAUCUUGUUCAAGUUUCAAACAAUUGGAGACGGAGUCGAGGGGAACAGCCACUGCGGCCAGUUCGUGUUUCUUGAGUAGAAAUCUGGUAUAAAAAGAAAGAAAUGCAAAAAGAAGAACUUGAUGAGACUGGGACUCGAACCCAGGAGGAUUGCUCCACCAGGAAUUGGUGUUAAGGUUGACCUUAACCUGGCGCCAUAACCAACUCGGCCAUCUCACCGAUUUGCUUGAUGACAAAGCAUUUAUUGGAGUUCUUGACCAGUACACG
Messenger RNA from Fusarium redolens, 1336 nucleotides. RefSeq lists its product as uncharacterized. The transcript has 2 exons. Lineage: Eukaryota; Fungi; Ascomycota; Sordariomycetes; Hypocreales; Nectriaceae. The coding region runs from base 246 to 1145 and encodes 299 amino acids. The record is from RefSeq and is a predicted model, not a curated record.